AUGGCAGAUGAAAAUAUUAUUUUGUUAUGCACAUAUAGAGCAUGUAGUGCAGCACAUUCUAUAUACAAGUCAUUAAGUGUCCAAAAGUCUGAUACUCCUGGUUUAAAAUAUCGAGUUGACUGUCCUUUAGAAUUUCUGGAUUUAUAUUUUGCCAAGCAUGGUGCUUCUAAUAACAUGAAAUCAACUGACAAUAUACCAGUUAAAUUAAGUUCUACUUUAAACAAUAGUACAUACACUGAAUCUGUACCAAAUUGUAGUCUAUUUGCAUCAAGCUUGCCUUUUAUGACUGAACUAUCUACUAUAAAUCAUUUCCAAUCAACUGAAGACAUAUGGGUUAUAUCAAAUUUUAGUUUAGAAAAUUAUGUUUACAUUAAAUCUGUAUCAAGUUACAGUCUAAUUAAAUCUAGUUUUCUUUCUACAACUGAACUUUCUGGUCAACUUAAGACAAUAUGUCCAAUAUGGUUUGACCUUAAUAUUUGAUCAAUAUGGUCAAACCCAGUUCUAAUUUAGACAAUGGUAUACAACAUAAACGAUACGAAGACACUGAUAUAGUUAAAUAUCAAACAGAUAAUGAAUUAAACAUUUAAUUUGAUAAUAAUCCAGAAAAAUUGACUAUAGUGAAAAAUCUAUGUUAUGAAAUAGUUUCAAAUAUUUUUCAAUGGGGACUUUGUCUACCUCGUUUAGAAGACUUCCAAAAAAGAAAUUAAACAAAAAAAAAAUGGUCACUCAUUUACUACAAGUUUUUACAAAAAAAUAUUUCCUGAUGGUUCAGUGAAUAGAAGAGAUUGGAUAUCAUAUCCAAAAAUCAUAUGUUUUGUAUACUUUACAUUUAAUUUUCUGGAAAUGGAUAGCAAAUGCCUCAGAGAGCUUAGGCCAUGAAUGGAUUCAAUUCUGGUCUACAAGUUAUCAAAGUAUUAUUAAUCACAAAACAUCAUAUUCACAUAUCUUCUCAUCAUUACAAUACAAAUUUAGAUAAUAUACACUACCAUUAACUCCAGGUUGACUAAUAAAAAAAAAGAUGUUCUUAUAAAUAAAGAAAUCAUUAAUCAUUUGAUUGAUAUAACACUGUUUUUA
Sipha flava (yellow sugarcane aphid) is the source of this 1074-nucleotide messenger RNA. RefSeq lists its product as uncharacterized. The transcript is spliced from 6 exons. Bases 1 to 480 code for a protein of 159 amino acids. The record is from RefSeq and is a predicted model, not a curated record. Lineage: Eukaryota; Metazoa; Arthropoda; Insecta; Hemiptera; Aphididae.